Messenger RNA from Gastrolobium bilobum, 3442 nucleotides. Its product is annotated as subtilisin-like protease SBT6.1. Lineage: Eukaryota; Viridiplantae; Streptophyta; Magnoliopsida; Fabales; Fabaceae. The transcript is spliced from 10 exons. Bases 147 to 3227 code for a protein of 1026 amino acids. Gene Ontology annotation, molecular function: serine-type endopeptidase activity. The record is from RefSeq and is a predicted model, not a curated record. Gene Ontology annotation, cellular component: Golgi apparatus. Gene Ontology annotation, biological process: proteolysis.
AUCAAGAAGAAACAACCUAAGACGAUGAUUGAACAGAUAAAACAUAAUGCAAAAGACCGUAAACUAGGAACUUAUUGUUACAGUCUCCAAUAUAGGAACUAGUAACUAGGAACUUACUUUCCCGCCAAACCAACGAACCAAUCGCCAUGGUCGUCACCACCCAACGAAGGAGCUGCUGCACCUUCUCUCUCUCUCUUCUCCUUCUAUUCAUCGCCGUCUUCCAAACCCUAAACCCAAAUCCCUCGCCGCCACCUCACCACCAUGGCAACUACAUCGUGGGGUUCUCGGAGUACAAGAGCGCCGAGCACCACCGCGCCUAUCUGGAAUCCAGCCUCGGAUCAAAAGGGUGGUGGUGGAUUGACCGGCGGAACCCGGCGGCGAAGUACCCCACCGAUUUUGGAUUGGUUUCCGUUGAGGAUUUGGGGUUGAUUGAGGUGAUUCGGAAACUGGGUUUGGUGAAGUACGUGAGUUUGGAUAUGAGUUAUAAGAGGGGUUUGAUGAAGCAUCAUGAGAGGGAUAAGAAAGUUGGUGCCUUUGUGGAUGGGAAGAAGCGCCCCGGGAAAAUCUUCACGACGAUGUCGUUUUGUGAGGCAGAAGAAGGAGAAGAAGAAGAAGAAGAUAUUCGCAACAAUUCAAUCAAGUUGGGGCGACAACUGAUGAUGCAGAGAUCGCAAGUUACUUCCAUGUUUGGAGCGGAAGAUCUUUGGAGGAAAGGGUACACUGGUGCGAAGGUCAAGAUGGCCAUAUUUGAUACUGGCAUUCGAGCUGAUCAUCCUCAUUUCCGUAAUAUCAAGGAGCGUACAAAUUGGACCAAUGAGGAUAGAUUGAAUGACAAUCUUGGACAUGGGACUUUUGUUGCUGGUGUUAUUGCUGGUGUAGAUGCGGAGUGCCUUGGUUUUGCACCAGAUACAGAGAUUUAUGCAUUUCGUGUUUUCACUGAUGCACAGGUGUCAUAUACAUCAUGGUUCCUUGAUGCCUUCAACUAUGCAAUCGCAACCAAUAUGGAUGUGCUAAAUUUGAGCAUAGGUGGACCUGAUUAUAUGGAUCUCCCAUUUGUUGAAAAGAUAUGGGAGAUAACAGCAAAUAACAUAAUCAUGGUUUCUGCAAUUGGAAAUGAUGGACCACUUUAUGGAACUUUGAAUAAUCCCGCAGAUCAAAGUGAUGUCAUUGGAGUUGGUGGCAUUGACUAUAGUGACCAUAUAGCCUCCUUUUCCUCACGUGGUAUGAGUACCUGGGAGCUUCCUCAUGGUUAUGGCCGUGUGAAGCCAGACAUAGUUGCAUAUGGACGGGACAUUAUGGGUUCAAAGAUUAGUGCAGGUUGUAAAAGUUUAUCAGGAACCAGUGUUGCAAGUCCUGUAGUUGCUGGUGUUGUAUGUUUGCUUGUUAGUGUCAUUCCUGAACUUGAUCGAAAAAAUAUCGUAAACCCAGCAAGCAUGAAACAAGCAUUGGUCGAGGGUGCUGUAGAGCUUGAUGGGCCUAACAUGUAUGAGCAGGGUGCUGGCAGGGCUGAUCUGUUAGAAUCAUACAAGAUUCUUAAGAGCUACAAACCUAGGGCAAGCAUCUUUCCCAGUGUUCUUGAUUAUACAGAUUGUCCUUACACAUGGCCUUUUUGUCGUCAGCCACUCUAUGCAGGUGCCAUGCCUGUCAUCUUCAAUGCCACCAUUUUGAAUGGAAUGGGUGUUAUCGGCUACAUUGAAAGUCCCCCAACAUGGCAUCCUUCUAAAGAAGAAGGGAAUCUUCUAAGCAUUCAUUUUACAUAUUCUGAGAUCAUCUGGCCUUGGACUGGUUAUUUAGCCCUUCACAUGCAAAUCAAGGAAGAAGGUGCACAGUUUUCUGGGAAUAUUGAAGGUAAUGUGACUCUCAGGAUUUCCAGUCCUCCAGCUCAAGGAGAGAAGGACCCUCGAGUUAGCAUCUGUGUGCUUCAAAUAAAGUUAAAAGUGGUACCAACACCGCCACGAGCAAAACGAGUAUUGUGGGAUCAGUUUCACAGUAUCAAAUACCCUCCAGGUUAUAUUCCCAGAGAUUCCUUGGAUGUUCGUAAUGACAUUCUUGACUGGCAUGGGGAUCAUCUGCAUACAAAUUUUCACAUCAUGUUCAACAUGUUACGAGAUGCUGGUUACUAUGUUGAAGCUCUCGGUUCACCUCUUACAUGCUUUGAUGCUCGACAGUAUGGAACACUUCUGUUGGUGGAUCUUGAGGAAGAGUACUUUGCUGAGGAAAUUGAAAAGCUGAGAGACGAUGUUAUAAAUACUGGAUUGGGAUUAGCUAUCUUCGCUGAGUGGUAUAAUGUAGAUUCAAUGGUAAAGAUGAGAUUCUUUGAUGACAAUACUCGGAGCUGGUGGACCCCAGUCACUGGAGGUGCUAAUAUUCCUGCACUUAAUGAUCUUUUGGCUCCAUUUGGGAUUGCUUUUGGAGAUAAGAUUCUGAAUGGUGAUUUUUCACUUUCCGGUGAGCAGAAUCGAUAUGCUUCUGGAACAGAUAUAGUGAGGUUUCCAAGGGGUGGUUAUGUACAUAGCUUUCCUUUCUUGGAUAGUUCAGAAAGUGGAGCCACUCAGAAUAAGCUACUGACUUCUGGCAAAACCAAGGCAGAUUCUCCAAUUCUUGGUCUUACAGUGAUGGGUGAAGGUCGCAUAGCUGUGUAUGGGGACUCCAAUUGUUUGGACAGCAGCCACAUGGUUACUAAUUGUUUUAGUCUUCUUAGGAAAAUACUAGAUUUUACUAGUGAAGAUGUUAGAGAUCCAGUGCUUUUCUCUGAUUCAACUAAACAAAAUAAUCCCUUGUAUGAAGAUGAUAAUCGGUUGCCAUCCCGCAGAACUGAUGUGAAUUUCUCUGCAUAUUCAGCUGUUAUAGGGAAAGAAUUGAUCUGCAGGACUGACACAAGGUUUGAAAUAUGGGGAACUAUGGGCUUCAAUUUACACGUCAGAGGAAGAAACAGAAGAUUGCCCGGUUAUCCUGUCAUUGAUUUGGGGAGUGGUUUCAAUUCAACCUUUGAUGCUUCUUACAUUAGGCAUCCCAAGUUAACUGUGAGAAAUAAGGAUGUCUCUCUAGGGAACAGAUAUUUAGGCCUGUUCUAUGGGGAUGAGCUUGAUGCACCUAUAUUAGUUGGUAGUCACUGGCUUGUUCCUGUUGUUGUUGCAGCAACUGGUAUUUUGCUAUUGAGUUUUUGGCGAAUUCGCCAAAAGAGACGUCGACGAAGGAAAGGAUCAAGUUUGUUGGCCAAUUUAUAGUCCUAGCAUUUACACAAAUGUAAUUGUAAAACUAGCCUCCAAAGAUAUUCCCCUGUAGUAUUAGCAUAGUAACAAAUUCAUGAGUUUUUUUCCAUCAGCAUCACUGUAGGAAUAUAGCCAAAUAAGUUGCUUUUUUCCUCCCUACAAAGUUGUAAAAGUUCUGCUGUUUCGGAUACUUUGAAGUGCACAAAUUUUCUGAGAAAGGAAGUCUUAUG